Molecule: messenger RNA, 912 nt
Organism: Diospyros lotus (date-plum)
Lineage: Eukaryota; Viridiplantae; Streptophyta; Magnoliopsida; Ericales; Ebenaceae
Exons: 2
Coding region: 1-912 (303 amino acids)
Source: RefSeq, a predicted model, not a curated record
AUGCACCGCAAUCAUUAUCAAGCGAAGAGCAGAGUAAUUGGUUCUUAUAUAAAAAUCAAUUUUGAGGAUGUUAAGUGUAUUUAUAAGUCUAAGAACAUUGUCAACGAUUUUCGCAAGGACUUUGGGGUCAACAUAAGUUAUGAUAAGGCAUGGCGAUCGCGGGAAAAGGCUUUGGACAUGGUCAAGGGGGGUGUAGAGGAACCAUUCAAGUUGCUUCCAUCUUAUUUGUACAUGCUGAAGUUGAAUAAUCCCGGGACUAUUACAAAAUUCAAAAGUGACAGUGGCAACAGAUUCAAGUACCUUUUUAUGGCCAUUGGUGCAUGCCUUGUCAAAUUUCGUAGCAAGAUGCGGCCCAUUAUUGUAAUCGACGCUUGUUUCCUUAAGGGAAAGUAUCUUGGUAGUUUGUUUGUUAUCACAUGUAAAGACGGUAACAAUAUUGUUUAUCCUAUAGCGUGGGGAGUCAGAGAUUCCGAGAAUGAUACCUCAUGGGAAUGGUUCUUUAAUAAAUUGCGCUCUGCAAUUGGUGAUGAGAUACCUGAUGUGGAAAAUGUGCAUGCUCUUUUCUAUAAGGCUGCGAAGGCUUAUCGACAAAUAAAAUUUCAUGAAUACUUUAAUGAGCUCGAGCAAUAUGCUCUAGCUGUCAAUACCUAUCUUAAAGAGGCUGGCUUUAGUCUUUGGGCACGUGCAUAUUCGAAUGGCAAGAUAUUUGAUAUAAUGAAGACAAACAUUGCAAAAUGCCUCAAUGCAGUUCUGACAGAUGCACGUAAAUUGCAAAUUCAAUGUUUGAUGGAGUAUAUCAAGAAUAUGUUGCAACAAUGGUUUUAUGAGAGACGAGGUGAUGCUAGUAAAAUGGGUGGUCAUAUAGCAUCUUGGUUUGAGGAAGAAAUAGCCAAAAAAUUGGCAUUAUCCUAA